CUCUUCGGGCUGCUCUUCAUUUUCUUCGGGUUGCUAUCCUUGCUUCUGUGCUCUUCAUUUUCUUCUGUUUUGCUGGAAACUGCACUUCUUGGAGGCCUGCAAACACACAUGGAUGGGGAAAACCCUCACCUAAAUACGAAGAAGUUGGAGAACACAACGAGGCAGGUAAUCAGUGACACAUUACUAGCUCAUUCAAAGCAAAAUCCUAAUGGUUCAUACUCAGCUCAGUAUGGGCAUAUCAACAAACUUGCUGCACAGUUUAAUGUAUCUAGAAAAACAGUGAGCAAGAUAUGGGCAAUUGCAAAGAAACAAAUAGAGCAGGGGGUUGCCAUCGAUGUGAGGAGUCGAUUGGUAGGAAAGAAGGGCAGGAAAAGGACAGUGAUGGAUGCACAGGCUAUUGCAGACACUCCACUCAGGAAGAGGACUAAUGUAAGAUCUUUAGCUGCUGCAAUUGGCAAGCCUAAGUCAACCGUGCAUGAAUGGAUAAAUAAAGGUAUGCUGAGGAGCCAUUCUAAUGCAAUCAAACCCUUCUUAACUGAUGGCAAUAAAAUAUCAAGGUUGAGGUUCUAUUUAGAUCAAGUAGACCCUUACAGCAUGCCCAUCCACCCUCAGUUUAAAAGUUUUCACAAUGUUUUACACAUUGAUGAAAAGUGGUUUUAUAUGUCCAAAACUUCCCAAAAAUUUUACCUGCUUCCAGAUGAAAUUGACCCACACAGAACAUGUAAAUCCAAAAAGUUCAUAACUAAAGUCAUGUUUUUGUGUGUGGUUGGGAGACCACUAUUUGCUGAGAGUGGAGAAGUAUUGUGGGAUGGAAAAGUUGGCAUUUUCCAUUUCACAGAAACAGUUCAAGCUCAGAGGAAGAGUAAAAACAGAGCAAAAGGGGUGUUGGAGGUGAAGCCAAUCACUAGUGUUACCAAGCAAGUGACAAAGGAUAUGCUGAUCAAACAAGUCAUUCCAUGUAUCCAAGAAAAAUGGCCAUCACAGUUAUCUAAAGACAUACAAAUUCAGCAAGAUAAUGCAAGGCCACACAUUCAAGGACUGGACUCUGACUUUAUGGCAGCAGGUAACACAAAUGGAUUUCACAUCACUCUAAAUAAUCAACCCCCCAACUCCCUUGAUUUAAAUAUCUUGGACCUUGAGUUUUUUAGAGCCAUCCAGUCUUUAAAAGAACAGUGUGCUCCAACCAGUGUUCCAGAGUUAUUAGAGGCAGUUCAAAGAGCAUAUAAUGCCCUCAAUCCAGAAACCUUGAACAAGGUUUGGUUGACAUACCAGCAGGUGUUGACUAAGGUAAUGGAACAUGAAGGCAGUAACAACUACAGAUUACCACAUAUGGGGAAAGAUAGACUUGCCAGAGAAGGAAAUCUUCCUAAGUCUUUGAGCAUAGACCUGGACCUUAUUCAGAAGAUAGCAAGAUUGGUUGGACAACAGAAUGCAGGUAGAAAUGAAGGACUGGUUGAGUUCAACACUGAAGAGGGAGAUGACUACCUAUCUUCAGAGUUGAACUAAACACACACUUCUUUUUGGGUUUCAGUGUAUGUUCAUUAUUCUUAUACAUUCAUCACAGUAAAUGGUCACAUAAGGU
Cuscuta campestris is the source of this 1582-nucleotide messenger RNA. The record is from the annotation of a GenBank genome assembly. Lineage: Eukaryota; Viridiplantae; Streptophyta; Magnoliopsida; Solanales; Convolvulaceae.